CAUCGGGCAGAGAAUGCUUUCCGGCAGAAAAUGGCGACUUACAUGAGGGCGUGAAGUAAUAAGCACUCGGCAAUGACAUUUAAGUCAAUACUUAUGUUAUAGUAUUAGACUCCGUUUCACGCUUGUUUUUGGAUUUCAUGUUUGUACCGUCUCGGGAGGAGACAUUAUAGAAAGGCGAUGAGUGGAUUUGUGAUGCAAGAGAAGGUUGUUAAACUGUUAAGCAGGCAGAAUGGAAAACCCGUAUUGAAACCCAUCAAACCUCUGGCGCUCAAAAAUGAAGUCGCCAGCCGCAGGCUGAAGAAAGGAGAGGCCACCUGUGUAACGGAAAUGUCAUUGCUGAUGGCUUGCUGGAAACUGAGCGACUUCAACAACGCAGUCUGCUCUAAAGAAGUCUCGGCCUUCUACACAUGUGUUGAAAAGGCGCAGAACAAGGCCAAAGGAAAGCAGGGAACCCAAGGUCGACUUUUGCCUAAAGAAGCCAACACCUUAUUAAAGCGAUUUCCGAACCUAAGCAGUGAAAUCUAGAACCGGUAACACAGAUUAGUCAAAGAAUGGACACUUUUAUUAUCUGAGCUGUAUGGAUAGGAACUUUAAUCUGAGUGUAUGACUGGGCCGGGCAGUUGAUGAGAACAGGGUGUGGAAAAGGUUUCUAAAAAAGUGCAAUGAAGCUGUCACUAGGACUCAGACUCUGCCAAAAGGACAUCAGUGGAUGCUCACAAAGCAAAUGAACUGCAUUCGCAAGGUUUCGAAGGCAAUUUUGGUGAUUGCUACAUUACUGCACUUUGUAGAUCAUCUCAUCAAAACAGUACAACGAAAAAAACACUGGUCCCUUCACACACCACUUAAAGGGAUAGUUUACCCAAAAAUAAAAAUCUGUCACCCUUUACUCAUCUUCGUGUUUUUUUUUUGUGUUCAGCAGAUGAAAGAAAGUCAUACAGGGUGAGUAAAUGAUGAUCGGCUUUUCAUUUUUGGGUGAAGAGAUCCAUUUAAUAAUUUUGUAAUUUGUGUUAUUGAUGUUUGACUAUAACAAUGUUACCUCUCAGUUAAUCUGAAUGUUAUUGCAUUGGUUUUUGGUAUUACUUUUCUAAAUCUUCCACGCAUAACUGAGCAGUGACCUGUAAAACCCAGCAGUUUAUUUAUGUAACUUUUUUUUUUU
Molecule: messenger RNA, 1156 nt
Organism: Labeo rohita (rohu)
Lineage: Eukaryota; Metazoa; Chordata; Actinopteri; Cypriniformes; Cyprinidae
Gene: chchd1
Product: coiled-coil-helix-coiled-coil-helix domain containing 1
Exons: 3
Coding region: 178-525 (115 amino acids)
Biological process (GO): mitochondrial translation
Cellular component (GO): mitochondrial ribosome; nucleoplasm; mitochondrion
Molecular function (GO): RNA binding
Source: RefSeq, a predicted model, not a curated record